AUGUCCCCUGUUCGGGCUAAACAGAAGAAAUCGCUGCCGCCUCCAACGACAAUUUCCAAUUUUGUUCUGGCUUGCGUGUUGCAUUUAUGUCGGAAGUAUGUCCUGUUUGACAUUGACACAAAGGUUGGGGUUUAUCUGAUCACGGUGAUGUGCGGUUCGUUUCUGGCAGACUUUUGUCCCCUUUCGAGGAACCAUUACUUGGCCAACAAGCGGAACUUGUUCAACGUGUGCUUCGUGAAAUGGAGCUGGUUAUGGACGUUUUGCAUGGUCGGUAGUUUUAUAUACCUGUCGUCGAUGGUUUAUUGCAGGGGCGAUCUGCGAACAGUGUUUAGGCACUGCAGUCGACUGAUUGUGUCAACCCUUGUUUGGUGGGUGUUCACGACGAGCUUCGUGGAGAUCGAGCGACGCAGUGGAUUUUGCCUGAAAAGCACGUUCGUCACCAAGGAACAGUGCAUCAUGAACGGCAGUCGAUGGAUCGCAUUCGACAUUUCUGGUCAUUGCUUCCUGAUGAUCUACUGCUGUCUGGUGAUCAGCGAAGAGCUGAAGAUAUUUCGCAACUGGGACCGUAACGUACGUAUAUGUUUCGACCGCCAUGAGGAGCCGUCGGAUGACGAAGAAGUGUACGAGGGUGAGGUAACGACGACGGCGACGUCAUAUCGGGUCGAGGCUGAGUCGACGAAGACAGUUUAUUUGCAAAAUACAUAUUAUCUGCGGAUUUUGUUCGUCGUCAUAUCGAUGCUGCAUCUCGUGUGGGAUUGUAUGCUCGUUUCUACAGUGCUGUUUUUCCAUUCCUUCGCCCAGAAGUUCGUUGCCGCUCUUUUGGCUGUAGCUGCAUGGUUCGUUACCUACCGACUUUGGUACAAACAAAACUUUUCUCCAGGUCUCCCAGGCGAAGGCGUAUUCAUGUAG
Molecule: messenger RNA, 909 nt
Organism: Soboliphyme baturini
Lineage: Eukaryota; Metazoa; Nematoda; Enoplea; Dioctophymatida; Soboliphymatidae
Source: the annotation of a GenBank genome assembly